AAUACGUGUAAACUACCUAUCCUUUUUGAAUAAGGAAGGCAGCAAAGUCAAUGUGUUUUAAAUGACAUGCUUCCUGCCGCCCCGGUUCCUCUUAACGUGUUUUUGUGUGUGUGAACGAGAGGGAUGUGGAUGUCAGCAACUUGUGGUUAUUGCCUCGUGCACCUUGCUGAAGGUGGCGUAGAGUUUCAUUGGAGACAGAGUUUAGAGGCUCAGAGAGACAGGAGGUGAGACAGUGGGAUGGCCAGCCUAUCACCACCCUUCAACUUCUGCUUUCUCUGGCUCAGCGUCCUACACUGUGUGUCUGGUGCCUUUCUGCUCCCUCUUAAACGCAUGUGCGUGUCCAUGCAUCCACAGACGGCUGGCAGCGCUUGCUGAAGAGCAUCAGAACCAGGGCUGAGAUGUGGGUGCAUGUAUUUGUGACCUCUGUGCUUCUUCUCUCAGGAGUCGGGGCGAGUAAGUGGCUGGUGUAUUUCUCCAGGACGGACAUCUGCGUUUGGGCCGGGACCACAGUAACACUGCCGUGCCGUUAUGAUUACCCUUCACCCUACAGCUCUACGCGGGUCAUGUGGUUUCACAUCUCUGCAGAAGGCAGACGGGAGGUGGCUUACCAUACUGAUGGGAAUCUGUUGAGCCCUUCGUACAGGGACAGGAUCAGAUAUAUAGGGGGCCACAAAAGAUGCAGUUUGCAGAUCACGAACGCGAAGCUGAGCGAUGCAGGAACGUACCAUUUCAGAUUCGAGACCGACAACCAGCAGGGCCGGUGGACCUCUCCUGACGCCAUCACACUGUCCGUCACAGAGCUUCAGGUUCAUGUACAUCCACCGAGAAUAGGCAACAUGUUUGCUGCUGGCGAGACAGUCUUCCUGAGCUGUGUGGCGCGAGGCUGUGCCGCCCCUGGCAAAAACUUUGCCCUUUAUCGGAAUGGGCUUAACUUGGGUCAAUCCAACAAGCUGUCAGCCAUCUAUAACUUUGACAGUCAGCAUGCAGGUACCUACACCUGCCGUCCAAUACCUCCUCAAAACGUUCAGUCACCGGGAGUCUCCCUGGCUCUGGGAUAUGCUCCUCGCUACACCGCGGUGCAGAUCACCCCUCGAGAGGCGGUCAGGGAGGGCGAUUCGGUGACUUUGACCUGCAGUAGCGAUGGAGCUCCGCCAGCAGAAAGUUUUGCCUGGUUUAAGGAAGGAGAGAGUGGCAGCGUGCCAGACAGCUUUAAACCUGAGCUGAGAUUGUGGAGUUUGGACUACAGGGACCAUGGAGAGUACUUCUGUGUGGCCCGCAACCCGCUCGGCACAGACCGGUCCAGACCGCUUUUACUCAAUGUUACCUACUCCCCAAAGAACACCAGAAUCCUCAUCGGUCCUAAAGGAGACAUCAAGGAAGGGUCUGCUGUCAAUCUGACCUGCAGCAGCAACGCUAACCCUGCUGUGCAGAAAUACGCCUGGUACAAAGUGAACGGUGGUCAGCCCUGGACCAAAGGCGCUGCUCAAAAUCUCACCUUUCCUAGCGUGCGUUCCCAUCAUGCUGGACAGUACUACUGCACCGCGUGGAACGUGUUCGGCAUGGGGACGUCACCCAUUAUUUCCCUUAUAGUACUGUAUGCCCCCAAAAACACCUCUGUGCUGGCUCGGCCUUCCACUGUGAUCGAAGCGGGCAGCUCGUUGACGCUGACCUGCAUCAGUCAGGCCAAUCCGGCGGUGGAGAACUACACCUGGCACCGGAUCAAUGCGGCUGACGCCUGGGAAACCCGAUCGGGUCCCAGCUACACCAUUGCUGAGGUCAGCCCUGGAGCCAGCGGCCAGUACUACUGCGAGGCCCGAAACCGCAUCGGAGCGCACAGCUCCCCGGUUCUGACGGUGAAAGUUCGAGGUCGACUGAAGGUUAUCGCACUGGCAUCUGCAGUAGGCGUUUCUGUCGGAUUAAUAUCUCUAACCGUGGUCGUCAUGAUCAGUAAAAACAUGCAUCGCGUGGACAUCGAAAAUCUUGAGGAGGAAAAAGAGUGUUCGCCAGUAGUUGACUUGCCAGUGGACCAUACACCGUUCAGUAAAUCAACCUCAGAGACGUUUCUCAUAAAGAACGCAAAAAUGUCAGACAUUCCGCAACUUCGAAAUGAGUUUUAUUUGGUUCAGGAGGAGCCCGAGGAGAUUUACGAAACCACCCACCCCGCCAUCAUGCCCCUGAAAGAAGCCUCUCAGAGCGCCGAGGAACAGGGAAAAAUCAACUACAUUACGGUGCAUUAUUCUCGCAUGCCCAGGUUAAACACAAUUACACAGUCCACGCGUGCUGGUUUGCGCCAGUCCUCUGUCGUAUUAAUGCCACGGUUAUUGUGUCUGUUAUCUUUAUUUACAGUCGGGACCAGGCGAAGGUCACAAACAUACCUCUAGAUGGAGACAAGACGCUCAAAGAUGGGCCUAAUGUUGUUUAUACCGUCCUCACCAACCAACCGAUAGAUGAAGUAGACGAAUCUGGAGUGUAAAGCGGUCAGCCGAUGGAAGAAAUUGUGAAAACCGUUUUUUUUAAUGACAUGCACUUACGGACCAUUUGGUGUAGCCUGAAUGUCAGAGACUUGAAAAUAGGAUACAAAAGUAGAAAAAAUACCCACUGGAUGGUCAGUCUGAUUGCGUCCAGCUGCAGCUUGCCCUGAUCAAAUCCAGCUGCUCAAAACUAUACACUACUGUUUAAAUGUUUGGGAUCAGUAAGAUUUUUUAAGGUUUUUUGAAGCAGUCUCUUACGCUCUUUAUUCCUUUUCACCAAGAACACAGUAAAAACAGGCGUAUAGUUAAGUGAUUAGAAUAUAUAAUAACUUUGUAUUACGUUUUAAAAUGUAAUUUUCAGCAUCACUGAGCAGCAUUCGGUCACAUGAUGCUUCAUCAAUCAGUUGCUUGCUGAUUUUCAUUUUUAUUAAUGUGUGAUAUUUUUGUGGAAACGCAUUCUUUUCGUUUAUGUUUGAUAAAUAACUUUAACAGAAAUUUAGAAAUAGGCAUUUUUUGGAACAUUAUAAAUGUUUUACUGUCACAUCUGAUGCAUCCUUGCUUAAAAAACAACAACAACAAAAAAAUAUGUUAUAUGUUCAUGUGUGAUACGAUUAAAUGCAACAUAAACAAAUGAUCCCACUUAGUAAAUACUAAAUUUAAUUAACAUUAACAAACAAAAAAACAAUAUCUAUAUGCAUAUUCUUGGCAUUACUGCCAUAUCAGAAUACUGAAGACACAUGCAAUAUCCGUUGUUGUUGUUGUUGUUGUUGUUGUUGUGGAGCUGAUUGAAGAUUCAAGGGUAAGUAAAUAACAACACUGAUAACUGAAGGUAGAAUGAGAGGCGGUUUUCUAUGAUUUACAAUGUGAGAUUUCUACUGUAUCUAACCUGCUGUCUUAAUAAAUUCCUCACUAUC
Messenger RNA from Puntigrus tetrazona (Sumatra barb), 3385 nucleotides. RefSeq names its product B-cell receptor CD22. The record is from RefSeq and is a predicted model, not a curated record. NCBI's taxonomy places the organism in Eukaryota, Metazoa, Chordata, Actinopteri, Cypriniformes, Cyprinidae. The transcript has 11 exons. Bases 399 to 2381 code for a protein of 660 amino acids.